AUGAAAGGUGUCUUGAGUGAUAUGAAAGUUGACAACAGAGUUAGAAGACCGUUAAACGCUGGAUCAACAAAAUACGAUACGGAAUGGCAGGCUACGUCAAAUAGUUCGAAGAUAACUACAGCACAGGAGAAUAAUACCAACUCCCUGAUUGACUGGAAGAAAUUGUACGAUUUUGUGGAUAAUAAGAGCAAAGAUUUUGAGAACUACAUUCAAGUAAAUGAUAGUUUCAUUCAGUUAUAUCGCCAAUUGAUCUGGCGUCAUCAGUUGAAGAAACUUCAGGAACUUCCGAAAAAGCAUAUGAAUUGGAUUAUUUUUUUGAUGGAGAGAAACAAAUUGACACAAGCUAGCAAUCAGAUCUUAAUGCUAUACAACGAAACCAAUUUAAUUAAGGCCAAAGGUAUUGAUGACGUUUUGUUAAGUGAUUUUUCUGCGGGCAAUGAGAAUUACUUAGCAACAUUAAAAGUAAUAACAAUGCAGUUGAUAUUGAAAACAGGAACGACAGAAAGACACGCGGAAAGUCUUUUGGAAUGCUUUGCUCAUGAUACGCGAUACCUUCUGAAAGACCCUAAUGUGAAAGUCCACGCUUUGGUGAAGCUAAUAUUAAACUUCUUUACAUUGCUAACUGGAUUCAAGCCUUUGUUUGGACUCAAAUUCGUUCAGUAUGUGAAUCAGUUCAAACUCGAAUUUGGUAAUUACAUAAAGAAUAUGGAUUCUUCGACGUUUCAAAGACAAAUUACCAAAUUACUUCGAAAGGAUAUAUCUGUAAACUGCCACAUCUAUUUACCGAAAUACUAUGAUGAGUAUACGAAACAUAUGGAGAACGAUCAAGUGAACUUGACCGAAUUUUUGAGGACUGAUGUUAUAGGUAAGGACGUUUGCACGGAAAUAAGAAAUCAAUUGCGCCUCCAGAGUUUUUCUGCAGGUAAGAUCGAUGCACUUCUACGACCUUUUUUGUAUCAAGCUGCCUUAAACAAAUCAUCCUCGAGAUUGUGUGAUAGUCUAAUCAUUUCUGUCAAUAAUUCCAUUAAAGACCUGAAUGAGGAAGCUGUAAUUUAUGUUCUUGUUUACCUAUCCAAAAUAUUUUUAUCAUUUGAGGACUUCAAAAGGACUGAUAAUGUUGCGGCUGUUCUAUACAAUUGUUUUGUUACGAAACGAAAGCUUCUAUUCUUAGAACAUGCCGCCAUGGUCAAUUACAGAGCAUAUUUACGAACGUCGAAUAUUUUAGAGCAUUUUAAAAAGUUCGAGAGAAUUAUUGGUUGCUGCCAAGAUAGAAAUGUUCAAAAGUUGCUAUUUUCAUACGUAUGCAACGUUUUCAUGAUCUUCAAAGAAAAUACACUCCAAGAUAUGUGGAAUUUGACAAGAAAGAGUUUAGUUCCAUGCUUUCGCAGGAUGAAACUAGACAAAUUUGAAAUCUUCAACUUUUCUUCAGAGCCAAUGUUGUGUCUUUUAUAUUCUGGCUCUCAUUUUUCUUACCAAUUCAAGUGGUCUCAUUUGUGUCAGAUGCUAACUGAUAUUGUCACAGAUGUAAAACAGUCUGACCUUCAAAUCGACAUGAAAAUCAACACAUUGGAUUCAUUUUCGAAAUAUGAAGUCUUAAUAAAAUCAAUGUUCUGUUUGAAUUCUGAAAUGAACAGAAACAGCUGUCUCAAAUUGCAAAAGGUCUCCAAUAUAUACUUAGAGAAAUGGGUGAACAAGGGAAACGAAACAAAACUCUCAGAUUUAGAGCUUAUGCUCUUGGAAUCUAUGAUGCCUUUUCUCUUACAAAACAAAAUAUACAAACUUACUGCUGAAAUAUGUACACAACUAAGAAGCGUACAGAGAUAUGCAUCCAUACCAGACCUGAUUUCAUACUGGCUAUUGGAGUCAUAUGUUGGCUUGCAAAUUGGGCCUAAGGUAGAACUUUCCAUCAUGGAAACGGUUUCCGCACUGAAAUACCAGCCGUCGUCUUUCACUGAGAUGAAUGUGGAUCAGCUACAUACAACAUUAUGCAUUCUAUUAACCCAGGUACUGUGGAAAAAAGACAUCGAAACCUUCAAUAAGUUAAUUCAUGAUGAUUUAACGAGAUUUAGACCCAAUCUAUUUGACAUUCAGAAUAAAACCAAAAUGCCUGUCGCUGAAUAUUUGAAGAUUCUAAUGUUAAACAUCAAAAUUACUCGUUGCGCAUCCAUUCUUCAACUCUCUCAAAACAACGUCUAUAUGUCUUUGAAAGAAUGCAAACGCUCGCUCAAAAUAUGCAGACUCUUGAUAAAGAAAGAAGCGGUGCUCUCUGCCAAGUAUCGAUUUGAGGUAAUAAGCCUUCUUGACGAUAUUUUCCAAAGAAUUAUUAGCAUUUAUGUCCACACCGGUAUUUUCAAAGACUGUGCAUUUUUCAUAACCGAAUAUCAAGAGGUUAUAGGGUCGUUGGAUAACCCAACAGCUCUUUUCAACAUGUUUUCCUGCCUAUGUUCCUAUUACCAGCUGAUAGAGGAAUCAGAAAAUGCCUCUUUAUCACUAACAAAAAUGAAUGCUGCCUUCGACCAGAUUGAUGGAAGUGCAAACAUAGAGGCUUUGGCCACAUUCUUGUAUUUUAACAAGGAAUCCGAGAAACUGAAUAAUUCUAUGAGGUUGUUCUUUGGAGAUGACGUGUUUAUUUCAGACAUUGUCGAGUAUUGGUUAUUGAGAAGCUGUCAAAAAACUUCAACUGAAACAACACGAAAAGAUUUUGAAGCAAUGGUAUGUAUGAACAAUGCAAAAAUCCUGUACAACAAGGUCCAGAAGCAAAUGGCCACUGAUACCUUCUUCAGAAGCAUGGGCGAAUCAGUGAUGGCUAUUCCUGCAUGCUAUGACUGUGAUAGUAUUUCAGUUGAUGGGAGGCAUAAAUCACUAUCACUAACUAGUGUACAGACUUUAAAAAGCGUGAAUGACUCACCCCGCCCAUCAUCUCUUACUCCUAGGGGUAAGUCACUUGCCUAUUCUUUUGAUCGUUCCACUGCAAUCAAUAAUUUACAAAUGACAGAUCGCUUCAUUCAAAAUGCUGACAUCAAGGCCCUAAAAGCUCAUGAAAUUCGAGAGUUAGCAAGCUUACAUUCAUUGACAUUGUCACUAUUCUUCAACAUGAGUACCAAAACAAGGCUGGAAAGCCAACUUGGGCAGAAUUUCAGGUUACGAGAUCACCCAAGAUCAUUGUCAUUACUAUAUGAAAAAGCUUUCUCUGAUAUGGGAACAGAGAUAUAUGAUUCUUUUAUACCCGAAACUAUUGCUACUGAAUCCGUUGAAAUGUCAGAAUGUAAUAUGAAUUUGGCAACUAUUCAUUCAGAGUUUGGGAAAAAAUGGUCUCAUCUCUCAUUCAAUGUGGUAGAGAUUGACAUUUGCCAGCUCACUGGUGAUCUAUUAAUUACUAGAUUCGAUACAGUACGCAACAAACACCUUCAUUUACGUUUACCUUUGAAUCGUCAUAAUUCCAGAGACCUUUCGGAAGAGGUCUUGGGUUUUGAAGCCGCCCUCGAUGAGUUAAACCAUAUCAUUUCUUCCAACAAUUGUACCACUUCAAUUGAAGUUACCUCGGUCAUUACCACCAAAGAACAAAGGAAGAACUGGUGGGAUGAAAGGUAUGCUUUGAACAAUCGACUCCAAACUCUUCUCACUAAAAUUGAGGAUUCAUGGUUUUGUGGGUUCAAAGGAGUUUUUAACCCAAGAAUAGUUGAUCAGCAGCAAUUUGAAAUCUUCAAAAAGGGCUUCCAAUCAAUACUACACACGCAUCUUCCUUCAAGAAAAUCAUCGAGACAAUCAGAUUCUUUUCUUCAGGUAGAUAACAUGUUGAUAGAAUUAUUUGUCCUAUUAGAUGUGAUAAAUCAACCAACUGAGAAGGCCGUAAGCAUGAUGGAAGAUUUAAUAUAUUUCGUGUUUGAUAUAUUAUUAUUCCACGGCGAGCAAAAUGCAUAUGAUGAGAUUGACGUAAAUCUAAUGCAUGUUAAAUUCGAAGAGCUGUUACAAGAAUAUAAUGCAGAAUCUAAAACCAAAGAUCAAACAUUAGAUCAUACGUUUUUAAUAUUGGGUAAUAAAUGUCACUCGAUACCUUGGGAAUCUUUAGAUUUCUUGAAAUCCAUAUCCAUCAGCAGAGUCCCGUCAAUAAAAAUGCUCGACGAAUUGUUAACCAAACACUCAGAGCUUUCUCCUUGCGUCAACGUUUCUGAGAAUCUCUCGUUUGUCUUAAAUCCUGGAAAUGAUUUGGGUAGAACAGAGACAGUAUUUAGUUCAGAAUUCAUUGCAAUGGCGAGCAGGACUAAUUCAAAGGCUUUCAUUGGUAAACCGCCAACGGUAGACGAAUUUUUUCAUUCUGUGGCAGAUUCUAAUUUGUUUGUAUAUGUUGGACAUAGCGGUGGAGAGCAAUAUGUUAAACUAAAGGACUUGAGAAAAUGUAACCAUUUAGCACCUAGUCUCUUAUUGGGCUGUUCAUCUGCUCAUUUAAAAUACUGCGGAACAUUUGAAAGCAGUGGCACCAUUUAUUCGUACUUACUUGGUGGGUCUCCUAUGGUUGUGGGGAAUCUUUGGGAUGUGACAGACAAGGACACAGACAAGUUAUCAGUGUCUGUUUUCGAAAAGACCGGAUUCUUUAAUUCCAAACCAAUCUCAAGAACUGAUGAAAGUGACGCAACUAUUAAACAGUUUUUAAAUGUCAGUGAGGCAAUAUCUCAAUCAAGAGAUGAAUGCAACAUGAAAUAUUUAAUUGGUGCAGCCAUGGUUAUAUAUGGAUUGCCGAUGCGGUUUACCGAGAGAACUGUACCAACAUCUAUUUAG
Molecule: messenger RNA, 4776 nt
Organism: Kluyveromyces lactis
Lineage: Eukaryota; Fungi; Ascomycota; Saccharomycetes; Saccharomycetales; Saccharomycetaceae
Gene: ESP1
Product: separase
Exons: 1
Coding region: 1-4776 (1591 amino acids)
Biological process (GO): meiotic chromosome separation; proteolysis
Cellular component (GO): centrosome; nucleus; mitotic spindle
Molecular function (GO): cysteine-type endopeptidase activity
Source: RefSeq, a predicted model, not a curated record